This is a messenger RNA of Myotis brandtii (Brandt's bat), 559 nucleotides long. Its product is annotated as solute carrier family 22 member 1-like. NCBI's taxonomy places the organism in Eukaryota, Metazoa, Chordata, Mammalia, Chiroptera, Vespertilionidae. The coding region runs from base 56 to 559 and encodes 167 amino acids. The record is from RefSeq and is a predicted model, not a curated record. The transcript is spliced from 3 exons.
CCCCUGCCAGUGCCUCAGCUACGAGGUGGACUGGAACCGGAACGGCCUGGACUGCAUGGACCCGCUGGCCGGCCUGGCCACCAACAGGAGCCUCCUGCCACUGGGCCCCUGUGGGCACGGCUGGGUGUACGACACGCCUGGCUCCUCCAUCGUGACCGAGGCUCACCAGCGCCUGCUCUACCAGGGCCUCCUCACGCACGUGGGCGCCACUGGCGGGGCCUCCACCUGGACAUCCCAUUCUCCGUGCUGGUGGCAUUUCCCCGCGGCCUUCCUCCUCCUCCUCCUCCUCGUCACCAUUGACCGCGUCGGCUGCGUCUCCCGACUGGCCGCGCCCGGCCUGGCAGCGGGCAGCCUGCCUCUGCACAGCUUUCGUCUCAGGAGAUCUGGCUGUUUGAGCAUCGUGGUGGCUUGUGCUGGCCGGCCGGAGGGCAUCACCAUUGUGUUCCAGAAGGUGUGCCUGGUGAAUGCUGAGCUGCACGAGGGGGCAGCGGGGCCGGCUCGGUGGGCGCCAGCCUUCCAGGCGCUUCCUCAGGGUGCCUCCCGUGGCCGAUCAGUGUGA